Messenger RNA from Rotaria sp. Silwood1, 1029 nucleotides. The record is from the annotation of a GenBank genome assembly. NCBI's taxonomy places the organism in Eukaryota, Metazoa, Rotifera, Eurotatoria, Philodinida, Philodinidae.
AUGAGUUAUAUGUCCAUUCAUGCGUUACCAAUAUUAGCUUUAGCAACUAAUUCAUUAAUUUUACUUGUUGUUCUGACAAAUUCGAGAUUAAAUCGUUCAUCAUUUUCUGUUUAUAUUAAAUCAAUGGCUAUAUCAGAUACACUUGUUCUUGUACUUAAAUUAAUGUCAUAUGAAAAUAAAACAUUACAAACAUUAUAUUGGCCAUCAAUGUGUACUGGUCUAGUAUUUCUUAGUGAUGCUAGUACACUCUUAUCUAUUUGGACAAUAGUAUUAAUAACAGUCGAACGUGCAUUAGUUGUUUUAUUUCCAUUACGUAUUAAAAAAUUUGUCUCAGCAUCUCGUGCUCGAGUAUUGAUUAUAUUAAUAACCAUAGUGAGUUUAAUAUUUUCCACCCGUGUUUUAUUUAUACCAAUUGAUGUUUCUCCAGAACAAAAGAAACGUUGUCAUCCAAUAUCAAGUUGGCAAAAGUAUCGACAAUUAAAUGAAACAAUAACUGAAUUUAUUCUUUGUUUUAUUCCAUUAACAAUUGUUAUUAUUGGUAAUUGUAUAACAUUACAUACAGUUAAACGAGCUGUAUUUCGACGACAUCAAAUUUUAACAAAUCAUAUUUAUCUUAGAAAAUCAAAAUCCGAAAUAAAUGAAAAUCAAUUAAUGCUUAUGUUAUUAAUGGUAACAAUAAUGUUUACGGUUUAUUUUUUACCAUUUACAAUAAUAAAUGUUAUAUCAAGAUGGGGUUUACCAUUUGAUUUAUGUUUUACACAAAAAUCUUUUGAAAAUUAUUUAAUUAUACGUUCACUUUGUGAAUUUUUAAAAGAUUUAAAUUUUUGUACAAAUUUUAUUAUUUAUUGUAUAAGUGGACAUAAAUUUCGUUAUGCAUUUUUUUCAUUUAUUCGUCGUUGUAAUCGAUUGUUUCCCAGUUUACGCUAUUCUAAGAGUAAAAAACAUCAUAGUGAACAAUUAUUACAAGUAAAUGUACAAAAAACCUAUGAUUUAAAUUCAAAGCAAGCAUAUAAAGAAUCACAAGUUUAA